AUGGAAGUUAAUUGGAUUGGUUGGUGCGAUUCUCAAAUAGUAAAGAUCACCAUGAUCAGAAAUGCUGAUGGCGGUGCGGGCUCCGGAAGCUGUCGACUAGAAUGGGGGGAGUCUCAACUUUGUAAAUUCUCUAUGGUCUAA
Molecule: messenger RNA, 141 nt
Organism: Funneliformis mosseae
Lineage: Eukaryota; Fungi; Glomeromycota; Glomeromycetes; Glomerales; Glomeraceae
Source: the annotation of a GenBank genome assembly